Messenger RNA from Drosophila subpulchrella, 5744 nucleotides. RefSeq names its product WW domain-containing adapter protein with coiled-coil homolog (gene wcy). Gene Ontology annotation, biological process: regulation of autophagy; positive regulation of TORC1 signaling. The transcript is spliced from 16 exons. The coding region runs from base 1348 to 4062 and encodes 904 amino acids. NCBI's taxonomy places the organism in Eukaryota, Metazoa, Arthropoda, Insecta, Diptera, Drosophilidae. Gene Ontology annotation, molecular function: chromatin binding; RNA polymerase II complex binding. The record is from RefSeq and is a predicted model, not a curated record. Gene Ontology annotation, cellular component: nucleus.
ACAGCCGUGCCGACGAACAGACCGCACAAAGCGUAAUGCGAAAGAAUUGAAAAAAAUCAUCAAGUAUAGAGGCCAAAAAGCGAACGCAGCAAGUCGGCGUAUAAUUAACCAUAUUGUCGUUCGAUGCGGAGCAACUAAAUGCGGCGAUUACAGCGCAGCGAAGAAGGCGAGCGGCAAACGAAUUGCGGUAAGGAGGCAGCGAAAUAAGCCGAUAAAACGGCGACCGCAAUUUGGGCAAACACUCAUACAACACACACACAGAGUCACGGACCCCCACACACACACGCACACAUGCCACUGAGAGCCUCCCAUACAAGCAGACCACAACACACACACACACAUACAAGCGCGCGUGCCUUGGCAGGUGAGAAGAAGAAGAAGUGGUGGUGGACGGAGGAGGAGGAGCAGAAGGAGCAAAAAGGAGGCGCCAAUUGCCCCACAAAAUUGGAUAAAAUCGGAAUAAGGCUGCAUUAUCUGCACGAGGAGAGGAAGCAGCGGCAGCAGCAGCAGCAGCAGCAGCGGAAGAAGAAGCAGCAGCAGCCGAAGAAGGAGGAGCAAGAGGAAGAGGAGGAAAACCCAACAGAAGCAGCAGCAGCGUAUUUGGCGAAAAACUUGCAUUGAUGGUAAUGCAUGCUAGAAAACCGCAGCGUAUGAACGAUGGGUACUUUGAGAAGCAUACCAGCCACACAUCAUACCAGCCUGAACUGAUCUUAAAUUGAGAAACGAAUAUUUACGCACCAACGCCAAAAAGACAAAAAACCAGAAUAACCUAAACAAAUUCGAUUAAUAGCUUAAUAGGUCGGUAUACAACAAAGCGAGAAGUAGUUAUCAACAAAUAUCCUAUUUAGAAAGAAAUUAUUCAAUUACAAUCUUUAACCGAACAGCACAAAUAUAUAUGCUUUAAAUCGGAAUAUAUAUAUUAAUUGACUAACGAAAGCGAAGGUAUAUAAACAUUUAUCAAACUAUUUUAAAUAGAAAUCAAAUUCAUAACCAAUUUAUAAGCGCUGCCUAACAAAUAAAAACUUAAUCAAAUUAAAAUAGCCUUACAAAACGACGUAGUAAACAAUUAUACACCAAUAUAAAAACAAAAAAACUUAUGUGCAACCAAAAAACAUAAAUAUUUUUCAAGAAUAUUUAACGAAAAUAUCAACGACAACAACAAAAACACAAAUGUGCCUCAAACAAAAAGCAACAACAAUCAAUUAAGCCAAAACAAAUAAAUAAAAUGGGAAGUAAAUAAACAAAAAAUAGCGAUGAACUCUUAUUAAAGUUGUGCCCACUGAAAAACGACCAAUUGGAUUACUAAAACAAGCAAAAGUAAUUUAAUAAUUAAUUAAACAAAUAUCUAUGAGGAGCAACAACACUUCUUCCAGCAGCAGCAGCAACAACAACAACAAAAUGGCUGUUGAUCUCUCCCUAUCAACAACAACAAUUGCCAAUUGCAAUAGCAACAUAAGCAACCACAAUAAUAAUAACAAUAUCAACAACAAUGCGAACAGCAAAAGCGGCGCAGCGGCAGCGACGUCGACGCCUUCAGCAGUGGGCCUCUGUCGCCUAGAAAGCUCAAAGUACAGCAGUUCAAAGCGCGACUACGAACGCGAUCGUUCCUCCAAUUAUCGCGAUCGCGACCUGUCGCCAGGCGCUGGCGGUGGAGGAGGCGGCGGAUCCGCUGGAGGAGGCGGCGGCGGUGGGGGCGGCAGCGGCAAUGGUGGCGGACCAUUGAACAAUGGCAACAGCUACCGCUCCCAAUCGCCGGACAUUGAUUCGCCAUCGUCCCGUUCGCACGAUCUGCGCGAUCGCAGCGAUCAUCGGGGCGGCGGCGGAGGAGGUGGCGGCAAUGGGCGUGGCGGCAGCGGCGAGAGAUACAGCUUCAUACAGAAGAUGCGAGACCGAGAUCGGGAUGUCUACAAGAAGGACAAAUAUUCAGACAAACGUGAUCGGCGUGGCAACGAUCGCGACUCGGAGUCGUCGUACCGCACCAACCAUGACAGGGAUCGGCGUGGCGGUGGCGGAGGAGGUGGUGGUGGAGGAGGCGGAGGCGGUGGCGGUGGAGGAGGCAACACCAGCGGCAAGCUGUGCUCCUCACGGGAGAACGACAAACGCUCGGGGUCCGACGAUCGCGAUCGGGAGCGGGAUCGAGACCUGCGCGACCUGCGCGACAAGCGGGAUCGCGGCUCCGAUCGCGACAGAGACAUGUACAAGAAGGACAAGUAUGCAGACAAACGCGAACGCAAUGAUCGCGGCGAGCGGACGGCGCGUUAUGGCGACUGGAGCGAGCAUGUCAGCUCAUCGGGCAAAAUGUAUUACUACAACUGCAAGACGGAAAUCUCUCAAUGGGAGAAACCAAAGGAAUGGGUGGACAGAGAAAGAAAUUUGCCGCGCGAUCAGCAUCGUGAGAAGGACUAUCGCGACAAGGAUCGCGAUCGCGACCGCGAUGAUCGUUUCUCCAGAUCGACAUACAAACAUUCCAAUUCUUCGCGGGACAAUUCACGACUGAGAUGGAAUUACGACAACGAUGGCGGUCCGCCCAGCCAUCGAAGGCGUUUGGAUGGUCGACACAACGACAAUGCUGACAUGGACAUAAGCGGCGACUCUACCCCCACCUCGGAGGCCAGUUACUCGCUAAGCGGCACGCCCACCACCCAUGGCGGCGGACCGGGCGGAGGUGGUCCCGGUGGCGGCGGCGGUGGCAACAACGAUCAGCCCAUGAGUAACGCCCUGCCCCGUUUGGCCUCGCACCCGAAUGCCAACUCCUCCGCUUCUGGGGCGACAGGCGCAGGAGCGGCGGCGGGUCUGCACUACGGUAGCGGAGCGGGCGGUGGCCCGGUCACGGGCGCCACAAUGCUGCCCACCAGCGGAUUAUCGUCGUCGGGAAUGGUGAACAGCAACAGCAGUAACAGUGCCGGCGGCAGCAGCAACAAUGCCAGCAGCAGCAGCCUAAGGAACUCUGUUGUCGGCCACAUUGGCUCCACCUCCGGUACGACAGUGCCCACACUGGGGAGUCAGGAUCCGCACCAGCACCAUCUGAACUCGAAUGCUCCACUGCCACCGGGUGCCAAGGGCAAGGAUCAGGCGAUGCUAAUGCGCCAGAAAAUGCACCUGGGCCUGGGCGUCCUCGAUGUGCAAUCACAUCACAGCGUCAACUCGGUCGGUUCGGCGGCAGAUGUGGCCAAUCAUGCCUUCAAUUCGGUCAUCUCCGGCAGCUUACGGGACAACAGUGUGAACUCGCCGCUGUACAUGCCACAUCCGCACCACAACCUCUCUCCGUCGUUGAGCUACACGAAGAGUCCCAUCCCGACGAUUGUGGGCCACACGAAUAACGUGAGCAAUGCCUACACCUGCAAUCCACCCUUCGGCCUCAAGACGACCCCCGAUGGCGGAGUGCUGGUGGCAAACGCCUCGCCGGCCACGCCAGGCGGCAAUGCCUCCUCCGGCUCCAGUGGAGCAAAUAGCAGCCAAAGCAUCGUGCCCGGCUUGGGCGCCGUCAGCGGAAUCAGUGUGAUCACCUCGAUGGGCAGCAACAGCGGGGCGGCGGCGGGUGGCGAGGGCCCGCCCACGCCAACCCAGGAACUGGACUUGAGCGGCUCGGCGCUGGAGCAGCAACAGUUGGCCGCCGCAGCGGCAGCCGCGGCAGCGGCCAGUCUUCAGCUGCAGGCGGCGCAGCAAGCCCAGCAGCAGCGAAAAUUGGAUGGCACCUCGUCGGCCACGCUGAGCUCGCUGCAGAGCUGCGUGGGCUCCUCGGGGCAGGCGGCAAACCUGCGCGGUCCCGAGAUUUCACCCAAGCUGGCCAAAUACUUCCGCGCCGACCUGAUUGCGCAUGUGACCAACUGGCAGGCGGAGGUGCUGGAGCGUCAGGCGCAGAAGUGCUGUGAGGAUACGCACCUGUUUGGCGACAUCACCUGCACGAGGAUAUGCGCAGAGCUGAAGUGCGCCCGCAGCCUGGUUCGCAGCACCGAGAUCAAUGCCACCCUGCAGGAACAAAAAAUCAUGUAUUUGCGCCAACAGAUCCGCCGUAUUGAGGAGUCGAAGACUCAGAACGCGUUCAUGUCGGACGAUACUUAGGAUCAGGAGCAGGUUAGGCUGCGCGUACAUCGCAAGCUGUCUGUCAGGCUCAAAAAGAGCUUCUUCUGGCGCAGCUGAUGAUGAUUGCGAUGAUAAUUGGUCCAUUGGGGCCGCCGCCAGCAGCUAGCCUUUGUCCUCGUUUCGCACGCCCGGAUCUACCCCUUAAUAUUAUAUGGGCAUCUGGGAAUGGAUUGAAUGAUGACGACCGACGACUGGCGGGGCCCACGACAAUGACUGAGAAACCGCGUGCAUCCUGCUCCAUCCUUCAACUUCUCUCCUCGGGGCGACGCAUCACUCCCCACCACCACCACCACCAGCCCGCGAUUCACUUGUGUUCGGAUCGAGCUCCGGUCCCCAACCGCGACUAUAUGGUGGCAGCAUGUAACUGGUUGGGCGGACUAAAUGAACUUGGCACAAGACAAAUCAGGAUAAAUCAACCAACAGCUGCAAAAAUAACUCUAACAAGAAACACAAAAACUAAAACAUAAUUUAUAAUUAGCAAAGCGAAAAUUAAAAACAAAAGUAAACUUAAAUAAGCAUGAAGCAAGUCGGAGGAAAAAGCCACGGAAAAAGCCACAAACACAGAAAUACACCAAACAAGAUAACUACAAAUGGAGAAUACAGCCGAGAAAAACCUAUCAAGAUCAAGAAGCAAUAUGGAUAAAGCCUCGUAACGAAUCGAAACGAAAGAAAGGAAACAAAAACAAGUUAAAAGAAUAACAAAACAAAAUAAACAAACAAAAUAGGAUCAACAACACCAGCAACAACACCAACAAAAAAAAAAGCAAGUCAACAUAGUAUACUCAACUGCAAUAAAAAGCUAAUUAAACUAUAUACAAAUUAUAUAUAAAUAAAUAUAUAUAAAUAGAGUAUAUGAAAGAUUGUAUAUUUACAACAACCCAACAUAAUUAUGAAUGAGAAUCAUAAUGAUAAAAUGAUUACGAUGACAACCAAAAUGCGAGUCAAGGCGAGCAGAAAGCACGCUUCUCGGGACGAGGAAAUCGACAAUUUUAUAUAUAUAUAUAUAUUGUAUAUAUAUAGGUUGGGCAUCCUACGACCCAACGCCGUUUAAUGUUUAUUUUGAUUUGUUUAUACGUUUGAUUACUGGCUUACGAUCCUGCUAAUUGGUAUUUGUACGAUUCUAAUUUGUAGUUAUUUACCGGCCACACCCAAAAUUGCAAUUUAAUUAUUUUAUAUACACCCAACUAUUUUAACCUCCGAUUGAAAUUGCAGCAAGAUUUGUUUUAGUUUAAUUAUUUUGUAUGCCCUACAUUUACGUCUUACAAGUAUAUGACCAUAUAUUUUUUUAUUUUAUAUGCAUAUAUAACUUAUUUGGCAGAAGCGACAAUUUUUUUGUUAUUUAAGCGAAGCGAAAGCAGAAACGAGAGAGGAGCGCAGCAAAGAAGAACUAACACGUACAUAAGCGAACUUUUGAGUUUUUUUUUAAAUCUUAACUUGUCUAAAAACAAACCAACAAACAAAUGAAAUGGAUCUGCUAAUUAUGCAGAUUCGAAACAAAAAAGAAAGCAAACAACAGUUUAAUAAUGAUAAUGCUAAUACCUAUUGUAGAUAUACAUAUAAAUAUAUAAUAAAUAUAUUAGCUAAGCGUCGAAAACAAAAAAAACCAACCGAAAAAUAGAAACUUUUAUUAUGAAUUAAUUAAAAAAUACAACAACAACAAA